GCUAAUGAUAUUAGUUAAUUAAUUGCAAGUUUUGUUUUUUUAGCCCACAUCUCAAGUUCAACAAUAUCACCCUGAUUUCCACCCAUGGCCUUCCUGGAAACAACUCCUCUGGCACUUAUACCAACACAGAAUUUUUAUCCAGCAGCCACUGUUAUAAUGAUAAAGAUUACGCACUGAUGUCACUUCGAUCCUGGGUUAAUGUUGUGGUUGGUAAAAUGACUGGCAUAGACAGAGCUGCCAAGUUUGUGAUUGUUUCCAAUGACAGAAAAGUGCCUUAUGACCAUCUCAUUCUUUGUACUGGGCAACAAUACCAGAUACCUUCUCCCAGCAGAGGAAAUAUAACCAAGCUUUUGACAAACAACGAAGUGCCUGAUUGCUCCAAACUAAGGUACAUCGGCAAAAUUCCAUCAAACCUUUUUACUCUGCAAGAUGAGAAGGACUGUUUGAAGGCAAUACAUUGGUUGAAAGACAAUGUAGUUAAGCAAAAUGGUAAUGUGAUUGUAUAUGGGAACACACUUGAUGCAUACACAACAGUUUCCACACUUUUAUCAAUAGGAAUUAGUGGUGUUCGCAUCCAUUUGGUACAGCCUCCACUAACAUCGAAC
This is a messenger RNA of Staurois parvus, 605 nucleotides long. NCBI's taxonomy places the organism in Eukaryota, Metazoa, Chordata, Amphibia, Anura, Ranidae. The record is from the annotation of a GenBank genome assembly.